Messenger RNA from Gossypium raimondii (Peruvian cotton), 3152 nucleotides. Its product is annotated as receptor-like protein Cf-9. Bases 36 to 2930 code for a protein of 964 amino acids. The transcript has 2 exons. The record is from RefSeq and is a predicted model, not a curated record. Gene Ontology annotation, molecular function: protein binding. Lineage: Eukaryota; Viridiplantae; Streptophyta; Magnoliopsida; Malvales; Malvaceae.
CUUUGUACUUGUUUGUUUUUUGGAGAAAAAAAAAUAUGGGAAUCCUUUGCCUGGUUUUGGUGAUCUUGCAACUUUCAUGGAGUUUGUCUUCCUCUGUUGCUCCUCCAUCCUCUCAUUUAUGUCUCCCACAUCAAAGAGAUGCUUUGCUCCAUUUUAAAACCACCAUUUCUGUUGAUUGUUUUAGAGAUCCUUAUCCCAAGAUAGACGUAGAGUCAUGGAACAAAAGCAUCGAUUGUUGUUCAUGGGAGGGAGUGGAAUGCGACAACGUGACUGGUCAUGUAAUCGGCAUCGAUCUUAGUCACAGUUGCCUUGAUGGUUCUCUCUUCGCAAACAACAGCCUUUUUCAACUUCACAACCUCCAAUGGCUUGACUUGAGCUCCAACAACCUCGGAGGCUCUCUUCUUGAGAACACUAGCUGCUUGUUUCGCUUUCAUGGACUCCAACGACUCAACCUUGCUUAUAACGUUUUCACUGGCACCAUCUCAUCAAAGUUAUUUAGCCAGUUGGUGAGUUUAACCCAUCUUAAUCUCUCUAAUAAUGGCUUCUAUGGCUUGAUCCCGCAUCAAAUCAGUCUCCUAUCAAGUUUGGUUUCACUUGACCUUUCCUUUUACGGUUACGAAUCAAGAUUUGAUGGCCAAGGUUUUGACAUGCUUGCAAGAAACUUGACCAAAUUAAGAAACCUUGCACUUGAUGAUGUAGAUAUGUCUGAUGUUGCACUCACUUCCUUUCUAAACUUGUCUUCAUCACUUGGACAUUUGAGUCUCAGUGCGUGUAACUUACAUGGGGAACUCCCAACUCAAGUUUUUCAGCUUCCAAACCUCAAAGCUUUAGGUUUAAGUGAAAAUGAAAAACUCACAGGUUAUCUCCCUAACACAAACUGGAGUAAUGGCCUUGAGUUGUUGGACCUUUCCGAUUGUGGUUUUAGGGGGUCAAUUCCAGCAUCAUUUGGAAAUCUCACUCAAAUCAUUUCAGUUGAUUUAUCAGGAAAUUCGCUUGAAGGACAGAUUCCAGCUGUUUUUGGAAACCUUAGAAAAUUAACUUAUUUGAGCUUUUCUUCAUGCAAUUUGAGUGGUCCACUUCCAAUAACUAUCUUCAACCUCACAAGAAUUACCCGUCUGGAUUUGUCAAAUAAUCACUUGGAAGGUCCCCUUCCAAAUCAUGUUAGUGAGCUUCAAUUUUUAGAGGAACUUCGGUUAGAUGAUAACUCUAUAAGUGGUGGAGUACCAUCUUGGCUGUUUGAUCUUGUGAACCUUACUUCACUUGAUUUGUCAUCAAACAACUUGAGUGGUGUGAUCAAGCCAGAUAUGCUUUCAAAACUCACGAGUCUUAUGCUUCUUUAUGUUUCAAGUAAUAGUUUAUUAUCAUUAAGCACAAGCGGCAAUGAUGUGAAUUAUUCUUUCCCCCAGCUUAGAACUGUGAACUUCUCUGGUUGUAGCGUAAGGCAGUUCCCGAAUUUCUUUCGAACAUCGAACUUGAAAGCAUUAGAUCUUUCCAAUAACAUGAUUUCUGGUGGAAUUUCCAAAUGGGAAGCUGAAGGGUGGGAAAGAUUGAAAUGGUUAGAUCUUUCUCAGAACUUUUUGACUGCUUUGGAGCAAUUUCCGGGAAACAAUAUGGAAUAUCUCAACCUACAUUCCAACUUGCUUCAAGGACCAAUUCUCUCAACUUGCUUGAAUCCUCAAACUCCAAUUUUAAAGGAGUUGCAAGCGUUCAUCAUUUCAGAGAAUAAAUUGACAGGAAACGUCCCUUCUUCUAUUUGUAAUUGGAGUUCACUUGUUCUUCUGGACUUGUCCGGAAACAGCUUGAGUGGAACUAUUCCUGAUUGUCUUGAAAAUUUAUGCGGUACCUUAGAUUUGCAAAUGAACAACUUCAGUGGCAAGAUCCCUAAUUCUUUUGCGAAUAUUGGUUUGAGGCGUCUUUUACUCAAUGACAAUCAAUUGGAAGGAUUAGUACCAUCAUCUUUGGCUAAUUCUACUUCAUUGGAACUUUUAAAUUUAGGGAACAACAAGUUAACGGAUAGAUUUCCCCCUUGGUUAGCUUCACUUUCAAGUCUGCAAGUUCUUAUCUUGAGAUUUAAUAGAUUUUAUGGAUCACUGCCUCAUUCCGUAGCUUCAUCUAACUUCUCUGCAUUGCGAAUAAUUGAUCUCUCUGCAAAUGAGUUCACGGGCACAUUGUCAACGAAACUCUUACGAAAUUUGAGAGGAAUGAAAGAUAAACCUAGAGAGUGGUUAACCUCCGAAUAUUCAUAUAUUUUUCAAUAUUUUCAAUUCAGUUUUAUUUAUGAAAAUCAUGUGAAUGUAACAACGAAAAGAUUGGAGGUGGAAUUGACAAAGACCUGUGACAUUUUCAUAUCUAUGGACUUGUCAAACAACCAAUUCUCCGGAGAAAUUCCUGACGAUGUUGGGCAACUUAUUUCCUUGCAAAUGCUCAAUUUCUCUCACAACAACUUCACUGGUCCUAUCCCAACAUCUUUGGGAAAUUUGGUAGCACUUGAAUCAUUGGAUCUUUCAUCAAACAAGUUCAGUGGCGGGAUUCCUCCUCAAAUGACGAAUCUGACAUUUCUUGAAGUAUUGAAUCUUUCAAACAAUAAUCUUGUUGGACCAAUUCCUCAUGGGAAUCAAUUCGAUACAUUUGAUAAUGAUUCCUAUAGCGGUAACUUGGGAUUGUGUGGAUUACCAUUAUCCAAGCAAUGCGUCAACUUUCAGGGGCCUGACCCGCCUUCACCAUUGGUGGUGGAACAUGGAGGUUCUAAGAUACCCUUCUUUUGGCAAGUUGUAAUGAUGGGGUAUGGAAGUGGAGUAGUGAUGGGACUGAGCUUGGGUUACAUUGUAUUCACAACUGGAAGACCAUGGUGGUUUGUUAGAAAGGUGGAGAGAGACUGGCAAUACAAUUUCACGAAGUGGGUACAAAGAAACAAAGUAAGAAGAAAUUAGCUCUGCAUCCAACAUCUUGCUUAGUGGCAUUGGAAUUCAAGAUUGAAUUGGAUGGAAAGAUUCAGCAUUUCAGUUCCUUGGGAAUGAUUUGAAUAAAUAAGUGGGGGUGUUGUGAAUUUAGCAAAUGAUAUGAGUGUCUUCGUGUUCAUCAUAAUUUUUAAAUUUGUAUUUGUGAGUAUUGUGUCGUUAUGUUUGUUCCAAGUAAUAUUAUCCUUUCUUUCG